AUGUCCAUGUUUCGCGCCAAGAAGCUCGAUCUGGGCUGCUUCAUCAAGGCACGCACCAUUCGGGAUCACACGAAGCGCAAGGUCUUUGAGCAGCACGAGACGGAGAGGCAAGCGCUGCGCUACAUCAUACGCAACACGACGCUCGCCCCUCGUGUCCGCGCCGAGGCCCAGCUGCAGCUGACGCAGAUGCACUGCUACACCCGCCCGACGCAGAUCCGGAACCGAUGCAUCAUGGGCGGCCAGGGCCGCGGUGUGCUGAGCGAUUUCAAGAUGACAAGAUUUAACUUUCGCAUGGAGGCCAUGGCCGGAAACCUGCCGGGCGUGAAGAGGGCGAGCUGGUGA
Messenger RNA from Drechmeria coniospora, 342 nucleotides. RefSeq names its product mitochondrial 40S ribosomal protein MRP2. The record is from RefSeq and is a predicted model, not a curated record. Gene Ontology annotation, molecular function: structural constituent of ribosome. The transcript has 3 exons. Gene Ontology annotation, biological process: translation. Lineage: Eukaryota; Fungi; Ascomycota; Sordariomycetes; Hypocreales; Ophiocordycipitaceae. Bases 1 to 342 code for a protein of 113 amino acids. Gene Ontology annotation, cellular component: mitochondrial small ribosomal subunit; ribosome.